Molecule: messenger RNA, 1642 nt
Organism: Camelina sativa (false flax)
Lineage: Eukaryota; Viridiplantae; Streptophyta; Magnoliopsida; Brassicales; Brassicaceae
Product: putative carbohydrate esterase At4g34215
Source: RefSeq, a predicted model, not a curated record
CAAGUGAAUCAUCGAUGAUUUGUGCAUGUGACGAUCUCUGUUUUACUUAUGGGAGAGAUCACUCAGUUUUCUAUUACUAUAUCAGGUCAACUUUUUCUAACCUAAUAAAUUAAAUGUCUCUCAUUGGUUGGUUUUGGGUUUGAUUCGGUUUAGUUUUGGUUUAGGUAGCUGUCUUUUUGAGAAAAUCAUAAACAUUUAACAAAGUAUAGAAAUCCAAUUAGUAUAAUUUUUCAUUUUCUAUUGGUUGCUGUGAGAUUACGUCAUUCUCGUAUUAAUAUUUAUUUAUACGUCACGUUAUUACCGUUGUUAUGCUUCGUUUUUAAUUAAUCAAGUUUUAAAUCCCCAUACUAAUUAUAUAUGUAGGUGUAGGUAUCGAGACACAAAUCAGUCCUUUUAUUUUUGUAUAUAAUCCUGUUGUGUAUGAAAAGGUUUCGAGUCUAUUGACUUAAUAACCAAACUAAUUAAGUUUUCUUUCUAAUUUUUUUGAAGUGCAUAUGAAGAAAGAGACAAAAGAAGAGGAGGAAUACAUUAUUCUCUCUUCCAUCUUACUUCGACUCUGAUCUGGAUCUCAAUCUCAAUCUUCAAGUUUACUUCAAAAGCAAUGACCAAGAUCUUUUUCUUCUUCUUUAUUAUCAUCAUCAUCAUUUUUCUUCAAUCUCCACCACAAAUCCAAUCCCAAACUAUUCCAAGAAACAUCAGUAUCUUCAUCUUGGCCGGGCAAAGCAAUAUGGCGGGUCGAGGUGGAGUUUAUAACGACACCGCUACAAACACCACCGUGUGGGACGGUGUGAUCCCCCAGGAAUGUCGAUCAAACCCUUCAAUCCUCCGUCUCACGGCCAAGCUCAAGUGGGAAAUUGCUAAAGAGCCACUACACGUUGACAUUGAUGUUAACAAGACCAAUGGUAUUGGACCGGGGAUGUCAUUUGCUGAUCGGUUGUUUUACCGGUUCGGUCAUGUGGGUUUGGUUCCUUGCUCUAUCGGUGGGACUAAACUAAGCCAAUGGCAAAAGGGUGAGUUUCUUUACGAGGAGACGGUGAGGAGAGCGAAAGCCGCGGUUGCUAGUAGUGGAGGCGGCUCGUACAGGGGGAUUUUGUGGUAUCAGGGUGAGUCGGAUACGGUGGAUAUGGUGGAUGCUUCGGUAUAUAAGAAGAGACUAGUCAAGUAUUUUACUGAUCUUCGAAGUGAUUUAGAUCAGCCAAAUCUUCCUAUUAUACAGGCUGUAGCUAAAAUAUCGUACUACCAAUCCAGCUGUGGUGUGGCUCUAGCGACAGGGGCAGGACCAUAUCUUGAUGCGGUGAGAAAAGCUCAACUGAAGACAGAUCUUAAGAACGUGUACUGUGUUGACGCCAUGGGUCUACCUCUUGAACCGGACGGUUUGCAUCUUACCACUUCAUCUCAGGUCCGGCUCGGUCAAAUGAUAGCCCAGAGUUUCGCGGACAAUAUUCCCAAUUCAGCUCAACCACUCUAUAUGCCUCUUCUAAUCACUUCCUUCUGUUGUUCCCUUUAUAUCAUCUUUUUAGAAAUCUUGGCACCUACCUUACCAUUUUUGUAACAUUUUAUUUUUCUUCUCUUUAUUUUUUGGAUUCCUCAUGAUAUUUGUUCAAAUUAUUAUUAUAAAGAAACUUAAGUCUUAUUCACUUAA